AUGGGGCGGGGGGCGCGGCCCGGACCCGCCCCGCGGGGGCCUUACAGCGACCUGCGGGACGGGCGGCUCCUGCUGCGGCUGCUCGAGGGGCUCUCGGGGGGGACCCUGCCGCGCCCCACGCGGGGCCGGAUGCGGAUCCACUGCCUGGAGAACGUGGAGAAGGCGCUGCGCUUCCUGCGGGAGCAGCGCGUGCACCUGGAGAACGUGGGCUCGCACGACAUCGUGGACGGCAACCCCCGGCUGACCCUCGGCCUGGUCUGGACCAUCAUCCUGCGCUUCCAGAUCCAGGACAUCAGCGUGGAGACCGGGGACACGCGGGAGCGGAAAUCGGCCAAGGACGCGCUGCUGGCCUGGUGCCAGAUGAAAACCGUGCUGGAGGCGGCGCGCGAGGCCGAGGGCCUGGCCGGCCGCUACGAGGCGCAGGCGGCCGAGCUGCUGGGCUGGAUCCAGCGCUCGCUGCUGCUCCUCACCGACCGGCGCCUGCCCCGCGGCAUCCCCGGCCUGCAGGGGCAGCUCCAGGCCUUCAGCGCCUACCGCACCACCGAGAAACCCCCCCGGUUCGAGGACAAGGGCUCCCUGGAGGUGCUGCUGUUCUCGCUCCGGAGCCGCCUCCGCGCCAACAACCAGCGGCAGUUCGUGCCCAGGGAGGGGACCCACAGCGCUGACAUCAACAGGGCCUGGGAGCGGCUGGAGAAGGCGGGGCACGGCCGGGAGCUGGCGCUGCGCUCGGAGCUGCUCCGGCAGCAGCACCUGGAGCAGCUGGCAGCGAGGUUCCACCGCAAGGCCGCCCUCAGGGAGACCUGGCUGGGGGACAACCAGCGCCUGGUGGCACAGGACAAUUUCGGGGGGUCCCUGGGGGGGGUCGAGGCCGCGCUGCGCAAGCACGAGGCCAUCGAGAGCGACAUCGCCGCCUACGGCAGCCGCGUGCGCGCCGUCACCGCCGUGGCCGCCGAGCUGGAGGCCGAGCGCUAUCACGACAUGGGCGGCAUCGCGACACGGCGCGACCACGUGGUGUCGCUUUGGGAGGCGCUGCGGGCGCAGGUGGCGGCGCGGCGAGAGCGGCUCCGGGCGCACCUGGAGCUGCAGCGGCUCCUGCGCGACCUGGAGCACCUGAUGGGCUGGAUGGAGGAGAUGGAGGUGCGGCUGCAGUCGCGGGAUUUCGGGCAGCACCUGAGCCAGGUGGACGAUCUGCUGCAGAUCCACGCCCUGGUCGAGGGGGACGUGGCGGCCCAGGCCGAGAGGGUUCGGAGUGUGGGGGCGGCGGCCGAGCGCUUCCUCGGGGAGGGGGGCGGGUACCGCCCGUGCCCCCCGGAGCAGCUGCGGGCCCGCGUGGCCGCUCUGGAGCUGCGCUACCGGGGGCUCUCGGCGCUGUCGGCGCAGCGGCGGCUGCGGCUGGAGCGCUCCCGGCGCCUCUGGAAGUUCCUGUGGGACGCGGGCGAGGAGGAGGCCUGGAUGCGGGAGCAGGAGCGGCUCCUGCGCUGCCCGGAGCUGGGCCGGGACCUGCCGGGAGCCCUGCGGAUGCUGAGCCAGCUCGAGGCCAUCCGAGGGGCGCUGGGGGGACGAGCGGGGCCGCUGCAGCAGCUGCUGGAGCGGGGCCGGGAGCUGCUGGCGCAGGGAGCCCCCGACGGAGCCGCGGGAUCCGUGGAAGCCGCCCCUGGAUCGGUGGAAGCCGCCCCUGGGUCAGCGGGAUCCGCUGCCGGAUCAACGGGACCCCCCACGGGACCCCCGGAAUCCAAGAACGCGUCCCCGGGACCCCUGGAAUCCCCCCCUGCAUCCACGGCGGGACUCUCGGCAUCCUCCGCCAGACCCUCGGAACCCCGACGGCUCCACGGAACCCACUGGGAGACCCACAGACCCCUCCGAGGGACCCCCGGGCCCCGCUCCCGGCUCCCCGGACCCCGCGGCCGCCGUGUCCCGCCGGAUCCGGGAGCUGGAGUCGCUCUGGGCGGCGCUGCCGGCGCUGGCCGCCGAGUGGCGGGGCCGGAGCUCGGGCACGACGAGCGCUCGGCGGGGAUGCUGGAGCGGCGGCUGCGGGAGCUGCAGGACGAGCUGCGGCGGCGCGGGGCAGCGCUGGCGGCGCUGCGGGAGCAGGCUCUGCCCGGCGAUGCCGCCGACGUUCCCGACGUGCUGCCGGGGCUGGCGGAGCGGCUGGCGGAGCUGGAGCGGCGGCACCGGGAGCUGGAGGAGCGGGCGGAGCUGCGGCGCCUGGAGCUGCGGGACGCGCUGGGAUUGUUCGCGGCGCGCAGCGAGGCCGAUGCCUGCGCGCUCUGGGUGGGCGAGAGGGAGCAGUGGCUGCUCUCCAUGGAGGUUCCCGAGCGCAUCGAGGACCUGGAGGUGGUGCAGCAGCGGUUCGAGACGCUGGAGCCGGAGCUGGCGGCGCUGGCGGCGCGCGUGGCCGCCGUGGGCCGCGUCACGGAGGAGCUGCGGGGAUCCGGGGACAGGAACCGGGAGAGCGCCCGGGAGACCUGGGAGCAGCUCCGGGACAGGUGGGAGCGGUUCCGGGCGCUGGCCGAGCGCAAGAAGGUGGCGCUGACCGCGGCGCUGAACAUCCACAAUUUCCGCCUGGAAUGCCACGAGACGCGGGGCUGGAUGCGGGAGAAGACGGCGGCCAUCGAGGCCACGCGGGGGCUGGGCCGGGACCUGGCGGGGAUCACGGCGCUGCAGGCGAAGCUGUCGGGGAUGGGGCGCGACCUGGACGCCAUCCAGGGGAAGCUGCGGGAGCUGCGGGCCGAGGGCGAGAAGCUGCAGGGGGAGCAGCCGGAGCGAGCGCCCGAGAUCCGCGAGGAGCUGGCGGGGCUCGAGGCCGAGUGGGACGCGCUGCGCCGGUGCCACCGGAGCCGCGAGGAGUCCCUGGGGCAGGCGCGGCGGCUGCAGGGCUUCCUGCGGGACCUGGCGGCGCUCCAGGCCUGGCUGUCCCGCACCCGCGCGGCCGCGGGCUCCGAGGAUGUCCCCGCGUCCCUGGCCGAGGCCGAGGGCUCCCUGCGGCAGCACGAGAGCCUCCGCACCGAGAUCUCGCACUACGGCGCCGAUUACCGGAGCGCCCGCGCCGCCGGGCGGGAGGUGACGCGGGGACAGACGGACCCGCAGAGCCUGUCCCUGCUGCAGCGCCUGGAAGCGCUGGAUGCCGACUGGGAGGAGCUGGGCCGGGUGUGGGAGAAGCGGCAGCGGCUCCUGGCCCAGGCUGUCGCCUUCCACGUGUUCCUGCGGGACGCCAAGCAGGUGGAGGGGACGCUGGGGAAGCAGGAGCACACGCUGGCCCACACGGAGCUGCCGGGCACGGUGCCGGGCGCGGAGGCGGCCGUGCGGAGGCUGGAGGAGUUCCUGGCCGCGCUGGACACCGGCGCCGAGCGCGUCCGGGCGCUCACGGACACUGGGCGGAAGCUGCUGGACGAGGGCGGCGUCCACGUGGAAAAGGUGCGGGAGACGGUGGAGUCGGUGGAGAGCAGGCACCAGAAGAUCCGGGAAUCGGCCCAGGAGCUGCUGGGGCGGCUGCGGGAUAACUGGGAGCUGCAGAAGUUCCUGCAGGAUGGGCAGGAGCUGACGCUGUGGCUGAACGAGAAGCUGCCGGUGGCUCGGGACGUGUCCUACGAGGGCACGCGGGACCUGCAGGGCAAGUGGCAGAAGCACCAGGCCUUCGCCGCCGAGCUCGCGGCCAACCGGGGCUGGCUGGAGGCGCUGGAGAAGGACGGCGAGCAGCUGGCGCGGGCGCGGCCGGCGCUGGCCGGACAAGUGACCGUGCCCCGGCAGGAGCUGCGGGCGCUGUGGGCGCAGGUGGAGGCGGCGGCUUUUGGGGUGAAGGACGGCGAGCAGCUGGCGCGGGCGCGGCCGGCGCUGGCCGGACAAGUGACCGUGCCCCGGCAGGAGCUGCGGGCGCUGUGGGCGCAGCUGCUGGAGACGCAGGCGGCGCUGCGGGAGCAGGAGCUGCUGGAGACGCAGGCGGCGCUGCGGGAGCAGGAGGUGGGGGCGCUGCGGGCGCAGGCCGGGGGGCUCAGCCCGGGGCACCCCCGGAGCGCGGGGGUGCAGGAGCAGGUGCGGGAGCUGGAGCAGCAGUUCCGGGAGCUGCGGGAGCCGCUGCGGGAGCGCGGGCGGAGCCUCGCGGCCGCCAGGGAGCUGCACCAGUUCCGCAGGGACCUGGAGGACGAGCUCCUGUGGGUGCAGGAGCGCCAGGCCCUGGCCGCGUCCACGGACCACGGCAAGGACCUGCCCUCGGUGCAGCUGCUGCUCCAGAAGAACGAGCUGUGGGUGCAGGAGCGCCAGGCCCUGGCCGCGUCCACGGACCACGGCAAGGACCUGCCCUCGGUGCAGCUGCUGCUCCAGAAGAACGAGGACGAGCCGGGCGCCCAGGCCAUGCUGAGCCGGCAGCUGGGGCUGGAGCAGGAGCUGCGCGACUACGGCGGCACCGUGGAGCUGCUGGCCCAGCAGGGCCGGGCCAUGGCGGCCAGCGGCCACCCCGACGGCGAGCGGCUCCGUGCCCGCGCCGCGCAGGUGCAGCGUCUCUACGCGGGGCUGUGUCACCUGGCCGGGGACCGCAGGGCCACCCUGCAGGGCCACCACCGGCUGUGCCAGCUGCGCCGCGACCUCGAUGACCUGGAGCAGUGGAUCUCGGAGCGAGAGGUGGUGGCGGCGUCCCGGGAGCUGGGACAGGACUUCGAGCACGUCACGGUGAGGGGACACGGGGGGACACGCGGCGGCCACCCCGAGCGCGCGGCCGUGGCGCAGUGGCAGGCGGGGCUCAACGAGGCCUGGGCCGAGCUGCUGGAGCUGGUGGCCACACGGGCGCAGGAGCUGGCGGCCGCGCACGACCUGCAGCGCUUCCGGCGCGACGCGCGGCAGGUGCUGGAGCAGCUCCGCGCCAAGGCCCGGCAGGUGCCCGAGGAGCUGGGCCGCGACCUCAGGGCGGCCGAGGGGCUGGAGAGGCAGCACCGCGCCUUCGAGCACGACGUGCAGGCCCUGAGCGCGCAGGUGACAGCUGUCCAGGAGGCCGCGGGCCGCCUGGCCGCGGCGUACGCGGGCCCACGGGCGGAGGAGCUGCGGGCGCAGGAGGGCGCGGUGGCCGCGGCCUGGGCCGAGCUCCGCGGGCGCUGCCAGCGCCGGCGCCGCCUGCUCGGGGACAGCGUGGAGCAAUUCCGGUUCCUCCGCGCCGCCCGCGACCUCCGGCUCUGGAUGGACGGCGUCACCCUGCAGCUGCAGGCCCGCGAGCGGCCCAGGGAUGUCACCGCGGCCGAGCUGCUGAUCCAGCAGCACCAGGGGCUGCGGGCGGAGCUGGAGGCGCGCGAGGGCUCCUUCGGGGCCUGCGUGGCCGCGGCCACCGCGCUGCUGCAGCGCGGCCACCACGAGGCCGACAAGCUGUCCCAGGAGCUGGCCGAGCUCCAGGAGCGCCGCAGGGACAUCGGGGAGCGCUGGCAGGACAAGCUGGAGUGGCUGCAGACUGUGCUGGAGGUGCUGGUGUUCGGGCGCGACGCGGCGGCGGCCGAGGCCUGGCUGGCCAGCAGGGAGCCCCUGGCCCGCGCCCCCGAGCUGGGCUCCAGCCUGGCCGAGGCCGAGACCCUCCUCAAACGGCACCAGAGCUUCCAGAAGGCCGCGGCCGCCUGGGAGGAGAGAUUCGCUGCCCUGAGCCGCCUGACCACGGUGGGGACACGGCCCCCGGAGCCCCCAGCCCUCAACGGG
Molecule: messenger RNA, 5667 nt
Organism: Passer montanus (Eurasian tree sparrow)
Lineage: Eukaryota; Metazoa; Chordata; Aves; Passeriformes; Passeridae
Product: spectrin beta chain, non-erythrocytic 2-like
Biological process (GO): actin cytoskeleton organization
Cellular component (GO): cell junction; cortical actin cytoskeleton; plasma membrane
Molecular function (GO): actin filament binding
Source: RefSeq, a predicted model, not a curated record